GUGCACUGCCGAGACCGAAUUCAAAUAGAAGGUGGAGCCAAAAUCCGGAGUAUCUGGACUCUAAUGCUUGGAGCUGGCCGGCUAAAACUAUUUUUGCUGGCGGACAGUUUGAGGUUCCUGGCAGCAAUGGGGGGUAGUAAUAGUAUUAGAAGAAAUAGAUAGAUAGAUAGAUAGAUUGAUGCUUGGGAACAAAUGGCGGCUGAUAACCCUAUCAACUCAUCUUCUUCUUCUAUCGACCCAAUUAGCGGAUUCUGCUCAGAAACAGGAAUCUACCACAGCCUCCGACCUGCCGUGCCUCUCCCUCCUCUAACGGCCCCUCUCUCCGUCACAGAAUACGUUUUUCAACUUCUUGACCGGAUUAUUCCCUCCUCCUCCUCCCCCCACCAAGCUCUGAUCGAUUCCACCACGCGCAGGAGCAUUCCGUAUCCGGAACUCGUCCGCCGAUCCAACGCUCUUGCCAAUUUCAUCCAGCAAAGAAUUGGACUCCGCAGAGGCGAUGUGGCUCUCAUUCUCUCUUCCAACUCCGUCUAUGUGCCGAUUCUCUAUCUCUCCCUCUUCUCCUGUGGAGUCAUCGUCUCUCCUUCGAAUCCUAUCAACUCGAAAUCCGAGAUUUCCUACCAAAUACAGCUAUGCAAGCCGGCUAUAGCCUUUGCCUCCUCUGAUUCGGCUUUCAAGGUGCCGCCGCUUCCACUCGGCACACUUCUCCUCGACACACUCGAGUUUGACUCCAUGAUGACGGGUGAAACAGAUGCUUCGAGUUUCCGUCCUUUAUUGAAGAUUUCUCAGUCCGAUACGGCAGCUAUUCUCUACUCGUCCGGAACGACGGGGAGAGUAAAGGGCGUCGAAUUGACUCAUCGGAACUUUAUAUCAGUGUUAGACGGAAUGUAUAACUCUCGGGCAUCGAGGAACUCGCCGGCGGUGAAUAUGAUAGCCGUGCCGUAUUUUCACGUAUACGGAUUUGUUCAGUGUUUGAGAGCUGUGGCAUUUGGGGAGACGUUGGUAACAGCAGGAGGAAGGUUUGAUUUGCGGAAAAUGGUAAUGGCGAUCAAGGAAUUCAAGGUAACCCACUUGGCGACGGUUCCGGCGAUCUUAGUUGCUUUGACAAAGAAGGUUGAUGAUGUUAGUAGCUUCGAUAUGAGGUCUCUGGAGGUGGUGACCUGCGGCGGAGCUCCGGUUCCUGGGUCGGUAAUAGAAAUGUUCAAAGCACAGUUUCCGUCAGUCCAGGUGUCACAGGGGUAUGGAUUGACUGAGUCGACAGCUGGAGUGAUUAGGGCCGUGGGGGCAGAAGAAAGCGGAAGGUUGGGUUCAUCGGGGAAGCUUAUGCCUUUCUUCGAAGCAAAGAUUGUGGAUCCUGAAACAGGCACCAACAACAGACGAGGGGAACUCUGGCUGAGAGGGCCCUCUAUAAUGAAAGGUUAUGUGGGUGAUGUAGAAGCAACAGCUGUAGCGUUAGAUUCAGAUGGAUGGUUGAGAACAGGAGAUCUAUGCUAUUUCGACAGUGAAGGGUUCCUAUAUGUUACAGAUCGUCUCAAAGAAUUGAUCAAAUACAAGGGCUACCAGGUUGCCCCUGCAGAGCUUGAGAAUGUGCUUCAAUCCCACCCAGACAUACUUGAUGCCGCUGUUAUACCAUACCCGGACGAAGAAGCAGGACAAAUACCCAUGGCGUUUGUAGUGAAACGACCUGGGAGGUGUGUCCUCGAAACAGAUGUUAAGAAUUUCAUCAGCAGACAGGUUGCUCCAUACAAGAAGGUAAGACGGGUGCAGUUUAUUGCCCAACUUCCAAAAAAUGCUUCGGGCAAGGUGUUAAGAAGGGAACUAAUCAAGCUUGCACUAUCCGUCACUUCUUCAAAGCUAUAGUACAACAACAAUAACAAGUCUCUAAUGAAACUUGCUAAACCAUUGUUCUAUGUCAGUCUGUCAGUUAUAAGCACCAUUUAUUAAUCAAUGCUGCAUUUGGUUUAUUAAAAGCAUUCAUCUCCUCUUCAAUUUAUUUUCAAAUUUCUCAAGAAUUUGCAACAUUUAUUCAGCAUCUGCUUUGACU
Impatiens glandulifera is the source of this 2041-nucleotide messenger RNA. RefSeq names its product 4-coumarate--CoA ligase-like 9. The transcript is spliced from 6 exons. Bases 193 to 1857 code for a protein of 554 amino acids. NCBI's taxonomy places the organism in Eukaryota, Viridiplantae, Streptophyta, Magnoliopsida, Ericales, Balsaminaceae. Gene Ontology annotation, molecular function: CoA-ligase activity. The record is from RefSeq and is a predicted model, not a curated record.